UCAGUCAGCGACAGCUGUUGAGGGAAGCUCAGUCGCUGUGGCAGAUAUUGACAGUUUUUUACCUGUUUAGAGUCAUGUUUUUGUUCGACAGUUCGCCUAUGGUACAAUAAAAACUUAGUCAUUCGGUGGUCCUUUUUUAAAUGGGAUGAAGAGACUCAAGAAGAAGAAACAAAACGGGGGAGUGGAGGUGAAUGGGAAUGGACCUGGCAUAAGAGAACCGGAUUGCGGGAGGAAACAGAAGCUCACCGUGAUCCAUCAGGCUUUGAUCAGGGAUCCAGUGGACAUCGAGACCCUGAGGAGAGCAGCGGCUAGUAAAGGAGGACUGCUGACUGAUGAACUUAGGAGAAAAGUGUGGCCCAAACUCCUGAACAUAAAUGUGUAUGAUCUGCCACAUAAACCCGGUCGGGAUGUGAGGGAGAACCACAAGGACUACAACCAAGUUCUGCUGGACGUCAGGAGGUCUAUGAAGAGGUUCCCUAAAGGUAUGCCGGCCACAGAGAGAGCAGUGCUUCAAGAGCAUCUGAUUGACAUCAUACUUGAGGUUUUGAAGCGUAACCCCCAGCUUCACUACUACCAAGGCUACCACGACGUGGCCGUCACGCUGCUGCUGGUCGUCGGGAAGCGGAUGGCCCUCGCCAUGCUGGACACACUGUCCAAUUAUCACCUCAGGGAUUUCAUGGAUCCUACCAUGGACAGCACCAAACACAUUUUAAACUAUCUGAUGCCGAUACUGGAACAAGUGGAUUUAGAGUUACACGACUUCAUGAUCAGAGCGGAGGUUGGCACCAUCUUUGCACUUUCUUGGCUCAUCACCUGGUACGGACACGUCCUUUCAGAGUUCAAACACACCCUGAGACUCUACGACUUCUUCCUGGGCUCUCACCCGCUGAUGCCCAUCUACCUCGCUGCCACGAUCGUGUUGCACAGAGAGAAGGAGGUGAAGCAGACGGAGUGCGACAUGGCCAUGGUUCACCACCUCCUCUCCCGCAUCCCCCAGGAUCUCCCUUACGAACUCCUGAUUGGCCAGGCACAAGAACUGUUCGACCUCUAUCCUCCAGCUUUACUGGCCAAGCGGGCAGCGCUGCAAUAUCGCAAGAGCCUGUCCAUCAGCACCUUCCAGGCGUUUCAGCUCUCCACCCUUCACCAGAGGCCAGACUCUGUUCUCCAACGCCUCACCAAGGCCCAGGGCUCCUCCACCUCCAGACACGGCCUGGACGCAGCUCUGCCGGGGGACGCGGGCCCGCUGUGGCAGAAGGGGAACAGGAUGGUAAAGGUGGCGGUGUGGGGGUUGUCCGCCACGCUCGGGGCCGCCGUGUUCGCUGUGGUUCAGACUGCCAUGGACUGGGGACCUGAGGUGUUACUGCAACUGUUCUGACGCGGCGGCGGGAACAAAGGCCGCUCGACUCACGGUGACAGCAGACGCACUACAACAUACAGACAUGAAACUACAAAAAAACACAGACUUUGAAGACCUGAAGCUCGCGUCUCCUGCACGUUGCCGGAGAAAAGCAGGAGGAGCUAUCUCAGUGCCAAACAGGUUGUUGCUGCUCAUCUUUGCUGGACGUGUCGUCAGCCUCGGGAUGUGUGCGUGUGAAUGUGGAUUUAUUACUUCUGAACGGUCCCAUGAGACAGAGCGGUCAUUUAAUUUCAGUUUGUUCACAUUUGUUUUAGGAAGGUUAAUCACAAGACGACAAAAGAUACAAAACUACCACACAGAAAUAAAAAAAGAAAAGCCACAAAAUGAAUAGAAAGUGAUGCAAAAACAGUUACAUUCAGGGUUUCUUUUGCUGUGUAUGAAGGGUCUGUGCAUGCCUCUCCCUUUAGAGGGCUCCGAAUGUGCAUGCGAGACACCAACGCACCUUGCUCUCUCAGACUGUUGCUUCCAUUUUACUUGUAACAUUUUGCAUGCGUCUCUAUCUUUUCUUGCCGGCCGCUUCUUCUUCUGCUGAUAACUUGUUUUUAGACGUGCUCGUUUCAGUGCGUUUCAGCUGUGAGGAUUCUCAGCGCGCUCGUUGGAUCCUCAGCCAAAAGCGCCAGCCCGAUGACACACGAGUACAAAUUAUUAAAGAGAGCGGCGUAUUCCGCUGAAAGCUUCCUGUUAUGAGCGCGGAGACGGGAGCGGGAGCGAUGGAGGGGCGGGGGAGAAAGAAGGGAGAGAAUUUGCCUGUGAGCUUUGUAUUAAUUGCUUUACUCCAGGUGUCAGCGAAUUGCAUUUACAGCAGAGGUCGACGCACAAAAACGAGCUGUUGCUGAACGUUGCGCGCAGUCGGCACGCCGCACUAAGUGCAAGCUUUUGCAGAUGCAUUUUGCAGGAGGUAUUAAAAUCUAUACAGUAGUUUUCUAGCUGUUGUGGAAAAGCACUGCUUAAUGAAAGCAGGGAAGCCACCAGUGCUUUUGCACUCUUCAAAUAUUCAGCAGGAUUGCUUCAAAACUAACCAUGAACAGUUUUCAAUAGAGCAUCAGUACGAUUUUUAAAAAAAAUAUUAUUUUAGUGGAAAAAGCUGCGACUACUCCACCCGGCGACACACAUACUGUAGUUGUCGUGUGGACCAAACGUAAUCACGGAGUUUCAUAACCUGAAAAGUGAACAUUAAUAAUACACGCUGUGUGCCCACCUGAAGAACGCACAAACAUGUAAAAGAGAGGGAACGGCCUAUUUGUACUCGUGCUGUGAAAUAUUUAUCACCUUUUUCUAGCGUGUAGCUACGUUGCUGCUGCUGCUGCUGCUGCUGUUAACGCGACUUGCACGGCAAUCACAACAGUCUCCCUUCCUCUCUCAUCAGAUAAACUGUGGCACAUGUUCGUGCGGCUCGUAGUGCGGCCCGCCCUGUUGAUCCGUGCUGCUUCGCAACAUACUGUAUGAAAUCGAGUCAGGACAGAAAUACAGCAGAAAAGAGACACAACUCUAGCAUUAUGCUUUCGUUACAGAAUAUAAACCUUUGAUUGGUGAUUAUCGGUUAGUUAUUUUAUUAGUAGAUUAAUGAAUUUAGAGACAGCUGGACUACAGGUCAGUAACCUGUCCUGGUCGUUGGAGUCGCCCACGCAUGUUCCUCUGUCCAUGUGCUUAUGGUUGAAUGUGUGUCUGCGUGAGUGAGUGCAUGUGUGUUUUAAUGAGGGAGUGAGAGUUUUCGCUUCAGUGCCUGGUCAGUUUCUUUUUUUUUUGUCUGUAAACUUUUCGGGCAACUUCUGUGUUUUUUUUAAUUUAUUCAACCUUGUGAUGCUUUCAGUGCCUCUGUCAGGCGUCAGAGUAACAAUCUGAUUGGCUAUUUAUUGAAACAUGAAACUAAUUUGAUUGUAUGAAUGUGCGUUUAACGUGACUAUAACAACUGAAACUGUAAAAAUGAUUCUAAUGGUAAUUAGCACUAAUCUGAGGGAUUUUAUCUUUUAUUUAAAUUAUAUUGUGUCUGAUCAAUAAUUAGAAGUUAAAGGAAUAGUUUGAAAAUUUGUGUAACAUGUAAUUUUUUAAUUUUCUUGCCAAGUUAGAGAAGGUUUCAGGUAACUGGCAGGUUUCUCUUAGAUUAACACAGUUAACUAAUGUAACAUUUACUUUUGUAUGGUGUACUGUUGGCCUUCCUGCAAUGAAGUUUACUCUGUGGGCCCCGGCUGUAGUUCUAAAGAUGCUUGGAAACAUGCUGGAUCGGUAUCAACGGUAAAUCUUUUAGAAAAAUGUUCUCCAAUGUUUGUGCUUGUACAUAAUUGGCUGUCUGGUAUUAAUAUGCAGAGAAGAACACUUUGACGAACGCCUUUGAUGCUAGUAGGUUUAUUGCAGUACAGACUAAAACACACACACACACACACACAGAUUCAAGGAGAGAGUGGUGGUGGUGCCAGGUCUUAAUGAGGAUUUAAUUCCUGCUCCUGGCUCUUGGCAUACUCAGACACUUUCUCCUUGUACAUUUUUAUUUUUUUCUUUAUUUUUUUUACACAAUUACACUCAAUUCUUAACUACACCUACAUCAGCACCUGCCCCGCUCCCAGUCUGGCUCAUGCCUUAAAAAUGAUUGAAGCAUUUUCCGUGGUUUUAAAUGAAACCAAUGGAUGGAAGAAAAAAAACAGUUGUUUUGGGGCUUCGAGUUGAUUCAAGUCAUAAAUAAACAGGAUUUAAUCUUGUUAUGUUUUAGAGAAGAAACACAUAAUUUCAUUUAAUUGCACCACAAUCAUUGUAUUGAUCAGUUACUAAUUUACAAAAGGUAAUCAUGUUUACACCCCAUUCUCAAGACUCGCACUUUAUCUUUAUUUUUUUUUUUUUUUAAACUCCCUAAAGGUUACAUCUGCACACAUGUUGUGCAAUGCACCUGCCACAACCAAAAUGAAUAAUUAGAUAAAGAUUAUUAGAUGAUUUAUAACAAUGAGUAGGCAAUUUGACAAGAUGUUUAGUUUUUAUCUUGAUUAUUAUUAUUAUUAUUAUUAUUAUUAUUAUUAUGAAAUAAACAAUGUAUUGUGGGAGAUCAAUGUUUAAAACACGAAAACAUCAAGUAAAUAAUAGGCAACGAAAAAUUGUUCAGAUUUAAAAUUUUCUGUGGUGCGACUAAGAGCCUGAAGAUGAGCUUCCAUUGAAAUGGUCUGCUCGACCUGUGGACCUGAACAAAUCAAAUGCUUUAAUAGUGAAGUCUUCAGCCUUAUGUUAGUACAUGUGGUUCAUUUAAAGGCAUGUUUCUUAUGAUAGAUACUAAAUAUCUGCUACAAACUGUAUCUUUAAACAUAUCUGUUUCUUUGCACUUGGUGUGUGUGUGGUACUGUGUUGCACAGACAGAAUGAGUGAGUCUGUUCCAGUUUUAGGAGUUGGACAAUGAAUAAACAAACAAACAAAACA
Mugil cephalus (flathead mullet) is the source of this 4813-nucleotide messenger RNA. RefSeq lists its product as uncharacterized. NCBI's taxonomy places the organism in Eukaryota, Metazoa, Chordata, Actinopteri, Mugiliformes, Mugilidae. The record is from RefSeq and is a predicted model, not a curated record. The transcript is spliced from 10 exons. Gene Ontology annotation, biological process: positive regulation of GTPase activity; endoplasmic reticulum to Golgi vesicle-mediated transport. Gene Ontology annotation, molecular function: GTPase activator activity. Bases 146 to 1375 code for a protein of 409 amino acids. Gene Ontology annotation, cellular component: endoplasmic reticulum membrane.